Sodiomyces alkalinus F11 is the source of this 415-nucleotide messenger RNA. RefSeq lists its product as hypothetical. The transcript has 3 exons. The record is from RefSeq and is a predicted model, not a curated record. Bases 87 to 383 code for a protein of 98 amino acids. Lineage: Eukaryota; Fungi; Ascomycota; Sordariomycetes; Glomerellales; Plectosphaerellaceae.
AAAAAAAAGGGGUGAACACACGGAAUAUUUGAUGAUGAUUGACGGCCUCUCUCUCCCUAUCGUCUCACGAUCGGCAUGCAUGGGCGAUGAGGAAUAUUACGAUACAUGCUUCCCCGAGGACGUCACCCCCCUUUUUGCUUGGCCCUCCAAAGGAAAAGUCUUUCCCGGGCAGCAUCCUUUCAGUUUCUUUCUUUUUAUUGUCCUUCCUUCUUCUUCCUUAUCCCCCUCUCGGCACGAUGGAUGACUUUGGUUUGCAUCGCAAGGCCCUGGCCCGUUCCUGGGAUGAACUUAGUAAGAAGAGCAAGUUCCCCGUCAUCAUCGGCCCCGUCUUCCCCAGAUGGAGUACGAGGCAUGAUGAUCAUCCUCUGGACCGAUUGACCUGAUUCGCCCCGGGUUGAUCAAUAUCAUUCUUGCC